AUUUUUAACAGGUACAUCAGAAAUGUAGCCGCAAUCCUAAGACCAGUAUACUUCCUGAAGUGUAUCCCCAGUGUGUUAAUCAGAGGUAAACACAAGGUAUAGUGUUCUACAGUGUGAGAAAAAGUGUUUAGUUAACAGCCAUUCUGAAGGCUAUCCUUAGUAUGUAAUGCAAAGGUAACCUUAAGAUGUUCCACGUAUAACUGACAACCCGACGCCUUUCUUUCAAACUUGUCAAACUUUAAAUCCAAGCAGACACUCACCACAUACUGUACGUCCGUCUGUUCUUGUGAACGCAAUAUUUUGGAACGCCUGGAGGGGAUUUCUUCAAAUUUGACAUAAACGUCCACCUGAACACAAGACAAAAACGACAAGAUUUUGAUGGUCAAAGGUCGCUGUGACCUCACAAAGGGCUUUAACUCAAGAAUUGAUAUGUUAAUUAUGAUCCUUUGAUGACAUUUUGGACAGAUAUGGAUGUAAAUUGAAAGUUGAAUGGUUGGUGGGAAGUGUGCAAAAAGUAUGAACAGUACUUGAAGAACACUUUUAAUGUUUUUAGUUUGAACGCAGUGUACUAACAGUAUAUUUAGAUGUAGCUGUUGUUUGUAGGGGGUCUGUUUCUCUCAUGAUGCUAGAUGCAGGUUAAAGUAAAUCUAAUGAAAUGUGAUGUCAUGAAGACUGUCAUCCCUUAACAACAGCUAAAUGUGGAAAAUGAUCCAAGUUACUUGUGUGUGGGAGACUAGGAGUGUAGGAUCUUUGUUAUAUAGUAUAUUCUGUUGAAACGGUAUUUAAGGGAGGAAUGCCACAUGUGGAGGAAUCAUUCCAUAUUCUCCAUACUUGAAUCAAUCACCUCAUUCAUCUUACAGCUUUCAUCAUUGUUUUGUUUCCUUCUCUCUGUCUCUCCUCGCUCACAGAGUCAGUAGAAGACAUUCCAUCAGUCAAAAAGACCAUUCAGCAAGCUACGGGUCAAGCCAGCAAGCUGCUACACCCCCUCAACCAUGACUACAAAAAGUUAGAGGAUUUCAUCAAUCAGCUGAUGUUCAUGGAGACGGCCAUCACCAGAGCUCGCUCCCUCAAGGCCAAAUUUGCCAGUUGUGAGGGCGGGAAGGGAGAGGACACAGAAGAGCUAGAGAAGUUUGUGAGCUCCCUUUUGGAAGAACCAGAGGUGGUGGUGAUUGGAGCUGGCCAGGGGCCGGCCGGCAGCAUCAUCCACAGGCUGUUUGUCAACGCUCAGGGGCUGGCUGACUUCACCAGUGAUGAGGUAACUACCAGUAUACCUCUAUACCUACCGGUAUACCUCUAUACCUACCGGUAUAGCUCUAUAGUAAGUAAGUAAGUAAGUAAAAUGUAUUUAUAAAGUGGUUUUUACAGACAUAAGUCACAAAGUGCUUAACAGGGC
Molecule: messenger RNA, 1393 nt
Organism: Anarrhichthys ocellatus (wolf-eel)
Lineage: Eukaryota; Metazoa; Chordata; Actinopteri; Perciformes; Anarhichadidae
Product: rab3 GTPase-activating protein catalytic subunit-like
Exons: 4
Coding region: 1031-1330 (99 amino acids)
Source: RefSeq, a predicted model, not a curated record